ACUCAUGUACCGGCUAGUGGUUUUCCCACUCGAACCUCCACAUUUCAAAAUAGAAUGGCGACUGCUGCCUGUGGUCUUCAGUCCACAGGAAACACCACAACCAAAUCCCACAAAGAACGCCAAAAGAAAGCCAAGGAUUCAGGACGGAGGCAAGCGGCGCUGUUGUUCCUCUCCAAUAUCUCGCUUGAUGGACGACCCGUGUGCCACAUUACCAAUGGAAGUAUCGAACAAAAAGACGUCGCCGAUCUCCACGUUAGAGACGCCGGCGCACCGGCCGGACCUCCGCCGGAGGGAAACCAGGAAUGUGUCGUCAAGGUGUCACCCACAGCCCCCGCUGCCGGCCCGGCGAUCGGCGCGCUGAGCCCCGGUCGCCCUUCUUUGGUAAUGUCACCGGGACUAGCAGCAAGUGUCGCCGUGGCCAAUGAAGUAUUUUUGGAGGGUGGUAGCGAAGACACGAUGCCCCUGUUGCUAGAAGCUCCUCUCUCCCCGAUCACUCCCGGACAUCCGUCCAGUGCCAGGUCGCCGUCUGUGUUCAGCCCUGUCCAGGGAGUCAGUGCCACACAUCUGGAUUCGCGUCAAAGAACUAGAAACGUCUCCGGCUCCCCUGGACCGAAGGCGCCCAAGAAGGUCCACUUCAUCAGGAGUAUGAGACAGUACGACACCAGAGGAAGCAGGAUCAUGCUGAUAUGUGCCAAGCGGUCUCUAUUUGCCGCGUUCUCAGUGCUGCCCUAUGGAGACAGCUUUGAACUCAGUGACACCAAGCUGGAGGUCCAGAGGCAGAGGCUGUCCUCCGUGGUGGCCGCUGACCUCAUCCCGUCUCUGGAGGGCAUGGAGCUUGGAGCCUACGGCAAGACGGUGUCCUACGCUCAGUUCCUGUACCCGACCAACGCCCUGGUGCGGCCCCGGAGCAGCGGCCUGCCCGAGAGCUUCGCUGCCGCGCCCACUCCUCAGUCCCGUUUCCGCGGCAACGGGCAGAGGAAUCUCACCGCCCCUGCUCGCCUGAACAGCAGUGUUGCACAGGAGCCAUGUACGGAGGAGAUGCUGGAGUACGACCCCAGCUGGCUCAGCGACCCCCAGUGGCCCUGCGGCCGACACAAGAGAGUGCUGAUCUUUGCCUCCUAUGUGACCACCGUCAUAGAGUAUGUGAAGCCCUCAGACCUCAAGAAGGACAUGAACGAGACCUUCAAGGAGAAGUUCCCCCACAUCAAGCUGACGCUCAGCAAGAUCAGGAGUCUGAAGAGGGAGAUCCGUGCCAUGGGCGAGGAGGGCAGUCUCCAGCCGGUCACCAUAGCGAUGGCCUUUGUUUACUUUGAGAAGCUGGUCCUGCAGGGCCGCCUCAACAAGCACAACAGGAAGCUGGUGUCGGCGGCGUGCGUCCUGCUGGCCGCCAAGAUCAGCAGCGACCUGCGGAAGCCCGAGGUCCGGCAGCUCCUCGAGAAACUGGAGGAGCGAUUUCGUAUAAACCGACGGGAGCUGAUUCCUCUGGAGUUCCAAGUGCUGGUUGCCUUGGAGAUGGGCCUCUACCUUCCUGAGAGCAAGGUCAUGCCACAUUACCGCCGGCUGGUGAAGCAGGGCUAGCCCCCUGUGUAACGCUGGCCCUCAAGCAGAUUGGCCUUCAUGGCGCCGUUCAAUAACGACGCAUUGAAACAAAAGUUGUUUGUCUCCACCGGUCGGCCCCCCGACGCUGGACGCGGCCUGAGGGGGGUCUGUGUGAACGUGUAGCCGGGACUGAAACACUGAUCCAAUGAGGUCGGGGGGGCCUUUCCCCUCGGACAUCAUCGUCAGUGCAUCCAUCUCCGCCAUACCCUGUGGCAGACAUCUUUUGAAAAACAAAACAAAGUGCGUAAGUAUUUAGUGGUACUGUUUGUAUUAUGGAGGAUGUCUCUUCAUGAAGGAUGGGAUCAUUUUGAAACUCGUCAUUGGUGUUGGAAUGUAUGUGUGUGUAUGUUUUGUUUUGGCGUGGUAUUCUGGUGUCUAUCCAGCAUUGAACUCUAUGUUAGAGAUAUUCAACCAGCACAUUGAUGGUGCUUUACUUUUGGUUUUGGGGUGUGUUCUUAUUUUAUACUUCUUUGUAUCGUUAACUAUUUAUGCCAUGUGCAAAAGGUACCAUUUUUAAAUGUUCUGUAUUUGUUGUGGUGUGGAACUGGUCGAUCUUCAUGUACCUGGUAACUAAGGAUCAUUUGCACUUUAAGCGUCUCUCCGCAGGGCCGUGUAGUGGCUCCUACUGGCCCCGUCUGGUCCAGCUCCACUCUGUGUUUCUAUAAAUACACUGUGAAACAGGUGUGUCGUACAAUGAACUGUGGUCAGAAAGUAACGUCUUAGGGUGAUUUAGAGAUGGUGUUGUCGUCUUACCAGUGGGUCAGCAUGUUCCAGUGCAAAUGGUGGCCUUUUUUAUUGGGAGUAGAGUAUAUUUAUUUUGUGUUUUUUUAAAAAAAAAAAUUAUAUAUAUAUA
Messenger RNA from Gadus macrocephalus (Pacific cod), 2452 nucleotides. RefSeq names its product Cdk5 and Abl enzyme substrate 2a (gene cables2a). Lineage: Eukaryota; Metazoa; Chordata; Actinopteri; Gadiformes; Gadidae. The record is from RefSeq and is a predicted model, not a curated record. The coding region runs from base 55 to 1578 and encodes 507 amino acids. The transcript has 9 exons. Gene Ontology annotation, biological process: regulation of cell cycle.